AUGCUGCUUCUGCCACUUCUAUUGCUAGCAGUUAUCGUCCCAGGUGGUGACAAUGAGGACGCCUUCCAGGGUCCAACCUCUUACCAUAUUAUCCAGAUUUUGACCUUUGCCAACAGCACCUGGGCACGAAAUCAAGCCUCAGGCUGGUUGGAUGAUAUUCAGAUUCAUGGCUGGGACAGUGACUCGGGCACUGCCAUUUUCCUGAAGCCCUGGUCCAAGGGCAACUUCAGCGAUGAGGAGAUGAUUAAGCUGGAGGACCUAUUCCGAGCCUACUUCAUUAGAUUCACUCAGAAAGUGCAGGACUAUGUCAGUAAAUUCCAGGUUGAAUACCCCUAUGUGAUCCAGGGCAUAACAGGCUGUGAGCUGCAUUCUGGGAAGUCCAUAGGAAGCUUUUUGAGGGGAGCUUUAGGAGGACUGGAUUUCGUGAGCAUUAAGAAUCAUUCAUGUGCACCUGAACCAGAGGGUGGCAGCAGGGCGCAGCACUUCUGUGCACUUGUCACUCAGUACCAAGGCCUCUGGGGUAUCAUAGAGACGCUCCUCUCAGAAACCUGCCCUCGGUUUCUCCUUGGUGUCCUCGAUGCAGGGAAGGACGAACUACAGAGGCAAGUGAAGCCCGAGGCCUGGCUGUCCAGUGGCCCCAGUCCUGGGCCUGGCCGUCUGCUGCUGGUGUGCCAUGUCUCAGGAUUCUACCCGAAACCCGUGUGGGUGAUGUGGAUGAGGGGCGAGCAGGAGAUGCCUGGCACUCAGCAAGGUGAUGUUGUGCCCAAUGCUGACGGGACUUGGUAUCUCCGAGUAACCCUGGAUGUGACGGCUGGGGAGGAGACUGGCCUCAGUUGCCGAGUGAAGCACAGCAGUCUAGGAGACCAGGACAUCAUCCUCUACUGGGGUUACCCCACCUCCGUCAGCUUGAUAUUUUUGGCAAUAUUAGUGCCCUCCUUGGUCCUUUUGAUAUGUCUUGCAUUAUGGUUUUUGAGGCGCUGGUCCUAUCGGAAUAUCUCAUGAGCCCUCACCGUGUCUCCAUUUCCAUUUGGGAUCAGUAACCAGGAGUCCAGAAACUCAAUUUGUCAGCCCAGGAGUCAAUCUCAUCAUAUUUCAUCAAAUAAUCAUCAGAUUUGGACAAAUCAGAGUGCCCAUAGUUUUUAAGAUAAAUCAUAAUUUAUACACUAGCAGAAAAAUAAUUAAAAAUUGUUAUUAUGAGACAAUAUCAAUAGUAAGAUCCACUCAGAUUUCAUAG
Molecule: messenger RNA, 1234 nt
Organism: Physeter macrocephalus (sperm whale)
Lineage: Eukaryota; Metazoa; Chordata; Mammalia; Artiodactyla; Physeteridae
Product: T-cell surface glycoprotein CD1b-2-like
Exons: 6
Coding region: 1-1002 (333 amino acids)
Biological process (GO): immune response; antigen processing and presentation, exogenous lipid antigen via MHC class Ib; positive regulation of T cell mediated cytotoxicity
Cellular component (GO): external side of plasma membrane
Molecular function (GO): endogenous lipid antigen binding; lipopeptide binding; exogenous lipid antigen binding
Source: RefSeq, a predicted model, not a curated record